AUGCGGACUCUCAUCGCCUUGGCCUGGGCCAAUGCUGCCCUGGCUCUCACAGUCACCUACGACUGGGAGGCUACUUGGGUGAACGCUGCUCCCCUCGGCGUCUCCAGACCUGUCAUCGGCAUCAACGGGCAGUGGCCUUGCCCCAAGAUCGAGGCCAACGUCGGCGAUACCGUUGUCGUUCGCCUUACCAACAAGCUUGGCAACCAGACCACCGGUAUUCACUUUCACGGCAUCAACCAGAUCAGUACCAACCCGAUGGACGGCCCAAGCAUGGUCACCCAGUGCCCUCUGCCCCCUGACAUGACCAUGACUUACUCCUUCACCGCUGAUGUGGGUGGCACGUACUGGUGGCACUCCCACAACAUGGGCCAGUACCCUGACGGCAUGCGUGGCCCGUUGAUCAUUCACGACCCCCAAGACCCCUACGCUGGCCAGUACAAUGGGGGGGAAUUCAUCCUCGCCAUCUCAGACUGGUACAACGAUCAGGCCAUUCCUUUGGUGCAGAAAAUGUUCCUUCCGAGCAACACUUUAUUCACGCCACCUAUUCCAGACGGCCUCCUUGUCAACGACGGGUUGGGAGCGAAUUUCCAGUUUGAGAAGGGCAAGACCUAUCGCAUUCGCAUGAUCAACUACGCCGCGUUUGCCUCGUUCAUGGUUCACUUUGACUCUCACGACAUGAAUGUGAUCUCGACCGACUCGGCCUACGUAAAGAUGAAGACGGCUUACAUGUUGCGUAUCGCCCCUGCUCAGCGUUACGACAUCCUGGUCAAGUGCAAUGAUCGUGACAACCGCAACUACGGCUUCCUCAUUGCCAGCGACUAUAACCGCGACUACACCGACCCGACGUUCGAGCAGAUCUGGCCUCACAACUACACUGGUCAACUCGUCAUGUUCCCCAACAUGCCAUUCUAUACCGACCCCGUCAGCGAGUUUCGCCCCUCUGAUGAUUCCGUCUUCCAGCCUUUUGAUGAUAUCUUGCUUUUCGACUGGGACUUCUGCCAGGAUAAGAAUGGCAUCCCCCGUUCCUGCGUCAACGGGUCCCCUUACGUCAACCAAAAGGUGCCGACCCUGUACACCGCCGCUUCCACGGGCGAGUACAACACGAACCCCGUCGUGUAUGGCGCCGUACACCCCUUCGUCGCUCAGUACGGCGACGUUGUCGACAUCGUCGUCAACAACAAGGACGCCGCCAUUCACCCCUUCCACCUUCACGGCCACCACUUCCAGGUCCUUAGUCGACCUGCCACCAACGCGGGCGACUGGCCUGGCCUCGAACGCGCCCGCCUCAACCAGAUGCCUCCGCGCCGCGAUACCGUCUCCGUCAUGGGCAAGUCGUACGUCGUCCUCCGCUUCGAGGCUACCAACCCGGGCGUCUACCUCUUCCACUGCCACAUCGAGUGGCACGUCGAGAUGGGUCUCACCGCCACCAUCAUCGAAGCCCCCGAGAGGCUUCGCAACCUCACCGUCCCCGAGGAUCACCAGGCUGCCUGCCGAGCCCAGGGUAUCCCGACGGCUGGUAAUGCCGCUGGUAAUACUGCAAACCCUCUUGACCGGACUGGCAUGAGCUUGGAGCCGCCCACGGACUACGUCGGUGCCUCCUGGAGUCCUGCCGCCGGGUCUGCUGCCGCCGGGCCUCCUGCCAGGCUCCGCUCGCGUGUCGCCCGCACUCGUCUCUAG
This is a messenger RNA of Colletotrichum navitas, 1677 nucleotides long. RefSeq names its product multicopper oxidase. Lineage: Eukaryota; Fungi; Ascomycota; Sordariomycetes; Glomerellales; Glomerellaceae. Gene Ontology annotation, cellular component: high-affinity iron permease complex. Gene Ontology annotation, molecular function: ferroxidase activity; copper ion binding. The transcript is spliced from 5 exons. The coding region runs from base 1 to 1677 and encodes 558 amino acids. The record is from RefSeq and is a predicted model, not a curated record. Gene Ontology annotation, biological process: cellular response to iron ion starvation; reductive iron assimilation.